Messenger RNA from Ictalurus punctatus (channel catfish), 1107 nucleotides. Its product is annotated as histidine-rich protein PFHRP-II-like. Bases 1 to 1107 code for a protein of 368 amino acids. The transcript has a single exon. The record is from RefSeq and is a predicted model, not a curated record. Lineage: Eukaryota; Metazoa; Chordata; Actinopteri; Siluriformes; Ictaluridae.
AUGGCCAGUCGUGGCCUGUUUCCUAAUUAUUUCCCCACAGGCACCUCUACACACGUAUCCUACACCUAUACACACGCCUCCUUCACCGCUACACACGCCUCCUUCACCGCUACACACGCCUCCUACACCUAUACACACGCCUCCUUCACCACUACACACGUCUCCUACACCUAUACACACGCCUCCUUCACCGCUACACACGCCUCCUACACGGCUACACACGUCUCCUACACCUAUACACACGCCUCCUUCACCGCUACACACGCCUCCUUCACCGCUACACACGCCUCCUACACCUAUACACACGCCUCCUUCACCACUACACACGUCUCCUACACCUAUACACACGCCUCCUUCAUCGCUACACACGCCUCCUACACGGCUACACACGUCUCCUACACCUAUACACACGCCUCCUUCACCGCUACACACGCCUCCUACACGGCUACACACGCCUCCUUCACCGCUACACACGCCUCCUACACGGCUACACACGUCUCCUACACCGUUACACACGCCUCCUACACCGUUACACACGCCUCCUUCACCGCUACACACGCCUCCUACAUGGCUACACAUGCCUCCUUCACCGCUACACACGCCUCCUACACGGCUACACACGUCUCCUACACCGUUACACACGCCUCCUACACCUAUACACACGCCUCCUUCACCGCUACACACGCCUCCUACAUGGCUACACAUGCCUCCUUCACCGCUACACACGCCUCCUACACGGCUACACACGUCUCCUACACCGUUACACACGCCUCCUACACCUAUACACACGCCUCCUACACCUAUACACACGCCUCCUACACCAUUACACACGCCUCCUACACGGCUACACACGCCUCCUACACCUAUACACACGCCUCCUACACCUAUACACACGCCUCCUUCACCGCUACACACGCCUCCUACACGGCUACACACGCCUCCUACACGGCUACACACGUCUCCUACACUGUUAAACACGCCUCCUACACCUAUACGCACGCCUCCUACACCUAUACACACGCCUCCUUCACCGCUACACAUGCCUCCUACACCACUACACACACCUCCUACACCACUAGAGAAAAAUGUAGUAUAGCAAGAAACUAA